This is a messenger RNA of Closterium sp. NIES-67, 3313 nucleotides long. The record is from the annotation of a GenBank genome assembly. Lineage: Eukaryota; Viridiplantae; Streptophyta; Zygnematophyceae; Desmidiales; Closteriaceae.
UGCAAGGAGGAGAGGGAACUUUCCAACUAUUUGAGUUUUGGAUCUGAGCAGUAGUCCAUGGGCUCUUCAACCCAUGCACAAAAUCCCCAUGCUAUAAAAUGGGCUUGGGAUAGGCUUAGUAGCUGGAAAAAAACUCUAGAUGUGCUUUCAAGGGGCAACGCUCAAGCACUCAUUCUUGGGGGAAAAGUUGGAUUGCCAAAACUUCCGACCCAUUUGGAUUUUGGAUAUGAGCAUCUGUAAUACUACCAUCGCCGGUAACCCUACUGGGAGAGGGGGUUUGGAUGAUGAUGAUGAUGAUGAUGAUGAUGAUGAUGAUGAUGAUGAUGAUGAUGAUGAUGAUGAUGAUGAUGAUGAUGAUGAUGGUGUUGAUGGUGGUGGCGAUGAUGGUGGCAGCUGGGUGAAUAGGGGACACUGCAGGGAGCAGCAGCAGAACCAGCAGCAGGAAGUAGCAAUGGAGGUGGAUGAUGAUGAUUGGCUGCUGGAGCAUGGGCAUGAACUGGAACAGCACCCCCACAGCUGCAGCAGUCAGCAGCACGUGGGCAAAGAGCACCAAACAAUGAGAGACAACCGAAGAUAUCGCGAAGCUGUGCGAAGCCGUUCCUCUGGAUUUAGCGGACCUGAUUCGAAAAUACCCCAAGACUUUCCCGGACGACCUGCCCACUGGACUUCCGCCGAGCCGACCAAAAGACCAUCGCUUCGAGCUGGAACCAGUCGCCCAACCGACAGUACAGCGACAAUUUCGGCUAAGCCAACCAGAACUGGAAGAAUUGCAACAGCAGCUGGAUUACCUUUUGACGAAGGGCUUUAUCCGGCCCAGCACGUCGCCAUACGCCGCCGCGAUACUGUUCACACCGAAAAAGGAUGGAGGAUUCCGCAUGUGCAUCGACUACUGCGCGCUCAACAGGAUCACCAUCAAUUCGCGUUACCCGAUCCCGCGAGCCGACGAACUACUCGACCAACUUGCGGAGCCAAGUUCUUCUCGAAAAUCGACUUGCUAUGGGGUUACCAUAAAAUUCGCGCCGCCGCCGAAGAUUGUCACAAGACUGCAUUUCGCACCCACUACGGCAGUUACGAAUACUUCGUGAUGUCUUUUGGCCUCACGAACAUGCCCUCGACUUUCCAGAUGACCAUGAACGGAAUUUUCAGGGAACUCGUAGAUAAACGCGUUAUUAUCUACCUCGAUGACAUACUAAUCUACAGCCGCAGCAGGGAGCAGCACUUACAGGAUCUUGAUGCAGUCUUCACGCUGCUGCACAAUAAUUGCCUUAUUACGAAAGGGUCUAAGUGCGACUUUCUUAAGCAGGAGUUGGAGUUUUUUUGUCACGUCGUUUCUACCAAAGGAGUGAAGAUCGACCCCAAGAAAAUCAAGACCAUACAGGAGUGGAAGCCGCCAACCAAUAUAAAGGAGCUGCAAAGUUUUUUGGGUUUCGUCAACUACGUCCGCCGAUUUAUACCUAAUAUGGCAGGGUUAUCUACCCCGCUAAAUGACCGACUCAAGGAUCACGAUUGUUUUUGGUGGGGAGAGAAGCAGCAAGCUGCAUUCGACCAACUAAAGAUCGCCCUCACGUCGCCGCCCGUCCUUCGCAUCUCCGAUCGACUCAUCACCGUGAUUUAUCCCAAUCGCUUAUCUUUGCGCACUUCCUCUUUCGUCACUGGUCGGUAUCUCGCCUUAGUGCGUCGCGGCAUGGAUAAUCGGCCCCACGAUUCUCCCGCGCACGGCGAAGUAUGCACGCUGGCGGAACCUGCGCCUGAAGGCGCAAGUGUUGCGGGUGGUGAGCGGAAGCCUUCCGCGUCCGCGGCAGCAGCGGGCGGGGCUGGCGGAGGGUGCCGCGCAACGACCAUGGAUUGCCUCGACGACGCGUGCCUGCUGCUCGUCUUCUCCUUCCUCUCCCCGCUGCCAGAUCGGUUCCACGUGGGCCGGGUGUGCCGCAGAUGGCAGCAUCUAGCCGCCGAUCGUCGCAUGUGGAUCCACGUCGACCCGCUCCGCUUCUCCCGCCGAUUCUCCGCGCCACGUCACCACCUGCGCCGCUCCCUCGGUUCCGCUCUCUCGCCGCUCCCCCUCCGCGCAAGCCUCCCCUCCGCCUUUCCCCCUCCUCCGCCCUCAGUGACCCCGCAUGCGCCCGCCCUUCCCCCGCCUCUGCGCGGGGAGGCGGACGACGAAGUCGACAGCAUGCUGCCACGUGUCUUCCCGUCACUGGCACUUGCUGUCCGGGCUGCACGCCCCGGUGACACCAUUCUGCUGGCAGCGGGCGCCGUGCACGCUGUGGAGAGUGUGGCCGUGGACAAGCCGCUGUGCCUGCGGGGAGCGGGCAUGACGUGUGCAGACACCGUGCUGGAGAGCCCCAGAUGGGCCGAGAGCGCGUUGGACUUCUCAGCAUCAGCGCUGGUAACAAACGUAACAGUGCGGUCCGGUUAUGGGCACUGCCUGCUGCACCGGCAGGGGCGGCUGGUGGUGGACAGGUGUGCCAUAGAGUGCGCUGUGCACCCCCUCUCGCAUCUCUUCUUCCCGAUUCUCUCCUCUGCCAACUGCCACCCCGGCUCGCACGCACAUGCGCUUGCACAUAAGGAGUUUCAGCAGCAGCAGCAGUUGCACAAGGAAGGGGAGCGGUUGGGUGAGGUGGGAGUAGAGGGGAGAAUGGGUGUUGUAGUGGCUAGUAGGAAGAGGCAAAAGGUGGGAUGGGAGUCUGAGGGGGAGAGUGGUUGGGUGGGGGACAGGUUGUUGGGUGGAGUGCAGAGCGGUGCUGAAGGGCGCAUGGGGGAUGCUGGGGAAGCAGCAGAACCAACCGUAGCAGCAGCAGCACCGUCAGCACCAUCAGCACCGUCAGCAGCAGCAGUGGCGGCGCCGCGAGCCCUUCCUGUGAUGGCAGCAUGUGGGGGAGCGAGGGGCAAGGGGGCGAAGGCUGCAGGGGUGAAGGUGGUAGAGACGAGCAUUGUGGGGGGAGGGAGCGCCGUGCACACAUGCGGGGGUAUGGCUCUUAAAGAGGUUCGGGUGCUCUAUGCUCGUGCAUCUCUUGUCUUCUGGUUCUGUAUCGCCGCAGGUUCGUCAUGACAUUGCCGUAGCAAUAUCCCAAGAUUGGUUCAUUGUGUGGUGUGGUAACUCCCAAGUCGGGUUGGUUCAACGCAGGCUGGGCUAACUGCCUGGUGUAGGUCGCGUUUACUGGGGGGGCAGGCCAUGCCAUACCUUUCACAUGUCCAUUUGACAACUGGGCUUUGACUAGGCAGUAGUAGUAAGAGCCUAUACAACCGUAAGAUCAAUCAGUGAUAUUGUUUGUACAUGUGAGAUAUUCGCACAGAUUCGUUAUAGCCAACCAGU